CAAGUAUCUCUCAGAAAAUGAACUUCUAUAAACCGACAACCGAUUACACCGAUUCCAAGAUUGUCGAGAAGGCUAUGACUACUAUGCAACGUUUUAUGCAGCCCAACAAGAAACAGAAAGUUGAAAUGGGACCGAAUGCUAGCGCAUCGUUCACAUCAAAUUCGAUACCUGUAGAGAGUAUGGUUUCCGAAACAGUGAAGAACAUACGUCAAUUUGUGGAUAGAGAAACUUAUUGCAACCAAAUGAAUCCAUCUAACAGAUAAGAGACACGUUCUUGUUCAGCGUUGGGGUACGCAAUUGUACGUAUGCAUCCGAGAUUACUACCAGACGGAGGAAGGUGGUGAAUUUAAACCAAGUAGAAAGGGUAUUAAUCUUCCAAUCAGUCAAUGGUACGAAAUGCUACAUCGAACAUGUGAGGUCGAAGACAUGCUAAGUAAAAUUAGCGGUAAAGAUGUAAAUGAACCAAUGAAGAACGUGCAAGAUCCCAUGGAUAGAAAAACUGUUACAGCAUCCAAACGUAUUCAUCUAACAGAAAACAGACACGUUGUUGUUCAGCGUUGGGGUACGCAAUUCUAUGUGUGUAUCAGAGACUUUUAUCAACCGGAGAAGGCGGUGACUUUAAACCAACUAGGAAGGGUAUCAAUCUUCCAGUCAGUCAAUGGUAUGAAAUGCUACAACGAACCGGUGAAGUUGAAGACAUGCUACGUGAAAUUAAUGGCGAAGAUGACUGUGGUAUAGGAAGGGACGAAUAUGACAAUGGAAAAACUUACCCGAUCAAGUAUUC
This is a messenger RNA of Anneissia japonica, 784 nucleotides long. RefSeq lists its product as uncharacterized. NCBI's taxonomy places the organism in Eukaryota, Metazoa, Echinodermata, Crinoidea, Comatulida, Comatulidae. Bases 397 to 738 code for a protein of 113 amino acids. The transcript has a single exon. The record is from RefSeq and is a predicted model, not a curated record.